GUUUCAAACCGUCUGGAUAAUAGAAGUGUGUCAACAACAAUAUACAACGGCGGCAAGUUCAAUGCUGAACCUUUGAACCAGUGAUCAUAAUAAAGACAAAAGAAUUUGUUUUCGGCGGUUGAUUGCGUAUCGGCGUUGUAUAGUGGCUACAUGUAGCUGAUAUUAACCAAUCAGAUUGCUCCAAAUCCACUAGGCCACACCCUCUUUGUUAUUGACAGGUGAUUUGACCUGAGUUUGACAGGCUGAGUGAAGUUAUCCACUACAUGUAGUAAACAGAAUAAUAACAAGAUCUAUAGAACUCUAACAGUAAACAACCUGUUCAUUCAUACAUGUAUGUCAAUUAAAAGUUGCAGUAAUUAGGAAGGAAGAAUGAAUAUAGCGUGUGAUUCAUUAAGUUGUGAUGACAGUGAUGGUGAUAAUAAUUUUAACAUACACAAGAAGAGAAAGAUGACCGACCAACAAUCUUGUCUUUCAAAUUCAUCUUUUACUAACAAUAACGAGAUGGUUUUUGGUCGACAUUUUCUACCAGUUAGAAAUAGCACUCAUGUGUUCCAUACAGAGGAAUGGAAGACGAGUGGUACAGCUUUAUUUAAACCUCUAGAAGAAGAUUUAUUAAUUAAUGUCAAUAAGCUGGAUCAGAUUAGUUGUGUUGAAGGAAAUUAUUUCGUAGCUGAUGAAAGUGGUAAUUACUCUGAAACCGUUUUAGGAAAAGUUUUACAUUUAUGGAGGUAUGAUAAACAGGGGAGACAACUCUACAUAUCAAGAUCAUUACUCUUCACAAAUCUUCAGGAAUAUCUUGUUGUUCAGCAUUAUUUACAGAGGAUCUGAUGACAGUGAGAUAUAAUAGUGUAAAUAACGAUAGACGUGAACCAAUUAUCUAAUCAAGCUAUGUGUACACUGUAUAAUCUAACAAAGCAUCAAUCUUAC
Patella vulgata (common limpet) is the source of this 927-nucleotide messenger RNA. RefSeq lists its product as uncharacterized. The transcript is spliced from 6 exons. NCBI's taxonomy places the organism in Eukaryota, Metazoa, Mollusca, Gastropoda, Patellidae. The record is from RefSeq and is a predicted model, not a curated record. The coding region runs from base 370 to 828 and encodes 152 amino acids.